Molecule: messenger RNA, 771 nt
Organism: Terrapene triunguis (Three-toed box turtle)
Lineage: Eukaryota; Metazoa; Chordata; Testudines; Emydidae
Product: FTS and Hook-interacting protein-like
Exons: 2
Biological process (GO): lysosome organization; endosome organization; endosome to lysosome transport
Cellular component (GO): FHF complex
Source: RefSeq, a predicted model, not a curated record
GUGCUGAGGAUCCUGGAGAAGCGGGGCCCCAAGCCGGGCCCGGGCACGGCGGACGACGCGAUCGCCGUGCGGAACAACACCUACCAGAUGCUGACGCUGCUGGCGGAGGAGCGGGCGGGCGCCGGGGCGGGCGCGGGGCCCAUCCUGCAGCUGGUGCUGGCGGAGAACCUGCUCGAGCGCCUCCUGCACUGGCACCUGCAGCGGGACAGCGGCGAGGAGCAGCGGGCGGAGCAGCUGAAGCUCUACGAGAUGCUGAUCAGCCAGAGCCACCAGCCCCUGCUGCGCCACCCGCCCGUGCGGCGCCCGCUGCUGCGCCUGCUGAGCCUGUGCGCCGAGCCGGCCUCGCCCGCCCUGCAGACCAGCCUGGUGCUGCUGCUCAACCAGCUCUGCGGCUGCGUGGCCAAGGAGCCGGCGCUCCUGGAGCUCUUCUUCCACCGGCCCACGGAGCAGGGCCCCGGCGACCUGCUGCUCUUCUCCCUGCUCGUCCCCUUCAUCCACCACGAGGGGCCCACGGGGCAGCAGGCCCGCGACGCCCUGCUGCUGCUCCUGGCCAUGGCCGCCAGCAACCACGCCGUGGCCACCUACAUCACCGGCAGCUCCUACUUCUGCCCGGUCCUCGCCACGGGCCUCAGCGCCCUCUACUCCUCGCUGCCCCGCAAGAUCGAGGUGCGGGCGGACGACUGGCACUGCCUGCGCCGUGAGGACUGGAUGGGGGUGCCCGCCCUCGUCCUCUUCAUGAACUCGCUGGAGUUCUGCAACGCCGUCAUCCAG